AUGUCUGUAUUGUCAGGCCGCUCCAGCUACCUACACGGUCAACCCCGGAUCAUCAUCCAUGAUGAGCCCUCUCGACCUGCCGCCGCUAGCCUGCCAAAGCUCCGCCCACCACGCCGUGCAAGUCUACACCGCGCGCCUCAGGAGGUCAUCGAUGAUUUCUGGGCCGAGUUCCAGUCCAAAAGGCCUGGCAAACCUACUUCCAUCGUUCCCCAAAAUGCCUACGCCGACAAAGCAGCACGCCGUAUAGCCGCCCAAUCCAACAAUGGCAGCCAGUCUACUACCGCUUCCUACGCUGAGGCCGCUGCCCAGUGCCGUGCAAAAGUUGCACACAUCGUCAAGGAGUGUCGCCGCAUCAAUCAAAAAUACCGCGACCCACACUUUGACCUGGAACUUGAUAUUCAACUAGAUCGCCGAGACUGUCUAGAAAGUCUGUCAAAUGUCUGCACCAUCAACUAUGGUCCUCCACCUAGCCGCAGCCGUGGGCGUCGCACACCAAGUGUCCCUCUUCAGCCAGCCUACAUUGCGCCCAACUUCAAUCCUCAGGCUGUAAAGCGUGUCCCUGACAUUUUUGACCAUCCCGAAUUCUUCAUCGACGGCCCAACAGCCAACGACGUACGUCAAGGGCGCGACGGAGAUUGCUGGCUCAUGGCAGCUCUCUGUACACUGAGCAACAAGCCGGGGUUGAUUGAGCGUGUAUGCGUAGCACACGAUGCUGCUGUUGGCGUGUAUGGGUUCGUUUUCCAUCGCGACGGCGAGUGGUUCAGCGAGAUCAUUGAUGACAAGCUAUACUUGACUAAACCGAAUUACGAUGAAAGCCGAUCAGAGCGUAAUAUGUUAGAGGACCGUGUACGCGUCAACUCGGAGGAGGCGUACCGCAAGAUCUACCAGUCUAACAGUGGUGCGCUCUACUUUGCGCAGUGCGAGAACCCAAACGAAACGUGGCUUCCUUUGCUUGAAAAGGCAUACGCUAAGGCCCACGGCGACUACGCCUCCAUCGAGGGAGGCUUCACGGGUGAGGGCAUCGAAGAUCUUACCGGGGGCGUCACCUCAGAACUUUACACAAGUGACAUCCUAGACAAGGAACAUUUUUGGAAUGAAGAGCUCCUGAAGGUCAACGACACAUUCCUGUUUAGCUGCAGUACAGGUGUUUGGGGUAAGGGGCGAGGUGACCGCGGCGGCAUCGUAGAACAACACGCGUACUCCGUUAUGCGUGCGAUUGAAAUGGACGGUGUGCGCCUGGUUCUCCUCAAAAACCCAUGGGGCCGUCAUGAGUGGAGAGGUGCAUGGAGCGAUGGUUCCAAGGAGUGGACAGCCGACUGGAUCCAGAAGCUCAAGCAUCGUUUCGGUGACGACGGCUCCUUCUGGAUCUCAUAUGAGGACCUCCUGCGGAAAUACCAGGCCUUUGAUCGCACACGGCUAUUUGGCGAUGACUGGAGCACGGCGAGUAUAUGGACGACCAUGACCGUACCCUGGACACUCGAAUACAACGAUACCAAAUUUACCUUUGCACUUGCUCGCCCAGGCCCCGUUGUCCUUGUGCUCAGCCAGCUUGACGAACGUUACUUUCGAGGGCUUGAGGGCCAGUAUUCAUUCAGCCUGAGCUUUCGUCUUCAUAAAGUCGACAAUGAUAACGAAGCACAAACAAACGAAGCAGACGAUGCAUUCGACUACAUUGUCCGUAGCCAGCCAGGUUACCGCAUGUCACGCUCGGUCAGCGUUGAGGUUGACCUGGACGCUGGGAGCUACCUUGUUCUCGUUAAAAUCGACGCCCGACGCGACGAUCAAAUCUUACCCGCCGAGGAUGUUAUCCGCGACAACGUGCUCUUGCGCCGUGAAAAGCUUAUCCGCAUCGGCCUUGCGUACGACCUUGCGCAUAGCAAGGGGCGUAUCGUAGAGACGUCCUCUGAGAAAAAGGCACGCCGAGCCGCUGCUGCGAAGCGAAAAGCACGGCAGAAGGAGCGUCUCAGGAAAGAUAUUAUGGAAGAGCGUGCUCUAGACUAUCUAGCAGCAAAGAUUCGCCUCAAGAAGCAAAGAAGGGGGAUGGCCAAAGCCAACGCAAAGCGCAAAGAUCGGGAUGUGAAACGUCGAGCGCACAUGAAGGAGGAGGAACGAUCAGCCGAGGAGCUUACUCGGGGAGAACCCGCAGCACGAGAGACAACCGGAUCUGACCGGCACGAUGUGGACGUAGUGAGCGUGAAAGACAAAAUGUCUCGGCAAAAUCAAAAAGAUGACGAAGCGAGGGAGGGGGUGCCAAUGACUGAAGUGCCGGUGGUGGGUAUAUUAGCAGGCGCCUCGGCCACCGUCCCUGCAGGCAGCCCAACAAACAAUCCAACCCAUGCCAUAACCAGCAGCAGCCACAAUGAGAGCGUUGGUGACCUCACCAGUGAAGUUGUUCCAGCCUUGACCGGACUAAACCUGUCCCCCACCAGCACCGUCGGUACCGCCAGGAACGAUAACACUCCUAAACCGGAACUUAACGAGGCUGAUUCUCCACGCUCUAUGAAGGGAGGUGUUGAAAGAAGUGGGCUGUUGCAAUCCAACCGACAAGACAUUAACCACCCAUCGACCACUUACACGCGGCCGUUCUUGGAGGGAGAGCACUGGGAAAGUGGCAACAGCGGCCGUCACGGGACACGUUCCCCAUCCCAUGGCUCUCGUAGUGCUCGGGAUGACAACCAAGAGCGGAAUGUCUCAAGCCGCGAUGGCGAUCGUGUUGACAGUCGACAACGUCACGGGCGUGCCUCGCGGCCAAUGUCUCCUAUAUACGCACCGAUAUCCCGUGGCCGCUCUGUUUCGAGAUACCCAUCGCCACCAGUAUUCGGUCUCCGCUACUCUAGAACACCACCGCUGAUUCCCGGUCAACCUCACCUGGUCCGCGGAGAUGAUGACAUCCAUCCCCGGAGUCAUCGCCAUCCUCCCCAUCACCCAUUUCACCUCAACGAUAGGUCGGGCAAUGACGAGUCUGGCCUUUCUAGCCCGUCCAGCCCCUCCGACAUCAGCGAUAGCGAGUUGGAGUUCAUAUAUAUGGAGCAGAAUCAUCGCGCCGUGAGAAACGGAGGCGAUCGUCCUGGUACAAGACCAGAACCUGGCAGGCACCGAGAAUUGAGGUCCCCGUCCCCGGUGCCUGUUAUUUACGGCCGCCGUGGGAGCAAUGACAGUCCUCGCGGUGACUACGGGGCGGGCGAUCCCUGGAAUGCCGUCGCCGUCGUUGGAUUGCGUGUCUACUACCAGGGGGUUGAUGGUGAUAGGGAGAGAAGCGACAACAUCAUACGACUUGGUGUGGAACGAGCACAUCCGUUUUCCUCGACCCGCAACCAUGGCACGGGCGGUAGGACACGUAGCGACGCUUCGUUCUCGGGCGCUUCGGACGAUGAUAAUAGCAGCGUUGUUGACGACAGUGCGGGUGAGUGUGGUAGUAACCUGAGUGGGGGUGAAAAUAUAUCCCUCACCGAGGAGAAGAUUCUUGAUAUAGACGAUAGCCUGAAGGAUGCGACCCUCCCGGUCACUUCUAUAAAGCCUAAAAGGCCCUUGGGUGAUAAAAGAAGGCGGUAG
Molecule: messenger RNA, 3552 nt
Organism: Sporothrix schenckii 1099-18
Lineage: Eukaryota; Fungi; Ascomycota; Sordariomycetes; Ophiostomatales; Ophiostomataceae
Exons: 2
Coding region: 1-3552 (1183 amino acids)
Biological process (GO): proteolysis
Cellular component (GO): cytoplasm
Molecular function (GO): calcium-dependent cysteine-type endopeptidase activity
Source: RefSeq, a predicted model, not a curated record